CAUGGUGAGGGUGUAAACAAGUCACUAAUACUAAAAAAGCUAACUUUCAGUCUACUUCCCUCAGUAACAGCAUUUACACCAAAGAGUAUUGCUGUCAUCUUCAUAUGGCAGCACCCAGAUGUGGUGCAUUCACUGACUGGAGAAAGAUCUGGUUUUGUUUACAACUUGGUCACAAGGGACUAAAGAUGAAAGUCAAGCAGUUCUAGCUAUGCCAAUACUACUUGGCCGGGUCAUUUAGCACAACAGUUAAUAAAUCCUAUAGUUUUGUUUUUAACCUGCAGCUGAAACACAAUUAAGGUGGGUUUGAAGUCAUUCCCAGAUCUGAACUUUAACUUCUGAAGUAUUUUAAAGGAAGAAUACAAUACAUGUGAGAAAAAAGCUCUCUUGGAGGCGACCUGCUGUUCUGGUGGCUCCAACUAUUGGCUUAGUUUGCUCAUGCCUUGGACUGACUGACUUUGCUUUAAAACACCAAUUAACUGCAGUUUUGGGCAAUGAUCAGGUUUUUUGUAUUCAUUUCUGGCCAAAUGAGAAGCAUAUUGCUACAAUGCUCUAAAAUACUGGUGUAUCUUGGAGUUUGUUUAAAAAACACUUUCUAAAUAUUCUUCAAAUUCAUGUUCUUCCUCACAGAGCAACACUAUAGAAUGUCACCAUCCAUGAUUCAAAAAGAACUGCUUCUGUCAACCAGCAUCAGUGUCUGUGCUGUGACCCCUGACUCAUAACCUACAGCUCAUAACCUACUGCCUGCUGCACCAAGCCCAUCAUCUUUACUCACCGGGUGGUUGGAGCGCACAGCAGUCGAACGCUGUCACAGAAGCACACAUUCGGUGGAAGGAAUUACAUGAUUCAGGGUCUCAAUUACAGUAGCUGCUCAGCAUCUCGAUGGACGUGUUUAUAAGGAAAUCGAUAGCAAAGCUGGAGGCACUGGGAUUUGGCUCUGAAGUUCAGUCACACAGACCUGAGAAGCAGCCAAGUCUUUCAGUUGACAGAGGAAGGAAACGUCUCCACCAAGAUGACCAUCUCUGUGUGACAGUCCCUCCUCCACACAGAUCCCGUUCCUCUCUGGCUCACAGCCUCACAAAUCAGGCAGGUUUAGUAAAGAAAAUGACUACUCAAAACGGUUAAAAUACUGUUUAUUUAUUUUAUAUGUGUUAUGUUUAGGUUUGCUCAAAAUGGAAAUGAGGUGCCUAUCAAAUGUUGGACAUUUAAGGCUUUGCGGAAAAAACAUAAUGGUGGAUGUCCUGCUGCUGGGUGUGUCUGUGCUUCUUCUCCAUGUUGCUGCACUUGAAGAGCCCAUCGUGUCCUUGUGGCCUAAAGGUUCAGAAAUCUACCUCCGAGAGAGUGUCUUGCUGCUGUGCAGAGUAAAGUCAAACUCCACUUUUGUUUGGAACUACCAGUGGUACAGGAAUAAACCGCACACUGCUUUAACCCCAAACCCCAGGCACAUAGUCUCUGGUGACAGCUACUCAAUCUCUGCAGUAACGAUGGAGGAUGAGGGCAUCUACUGGUGCAAAGCAGAGCAGAGGGGGAACAACACCACCAUAGAGGGGUGGGUCACGCUCAAUGUGUCAGAGCUGACCCCUCCCUCAUUAACUCUGACUCCCAGCAGCAGACAGGUGUUCAGUGGGGAACGUUUCACCGUGCAGUGCCCUGCAUCUCAGAACAACUCCACAGGCUGGAAGCUGAGGCAUUUCUUUCCUGGAAAAUCAGACAGGACCAAAUUCCAUCAAAGACAGAAGUGCUUACCACCAGGAGGUGCUGUUGGUGCAAAUGAGUCUGGUAAAUGUGUCUUAAUUGCUGACCAGGAGAACAGCGGAUUGUACUGGUGUGAAGGCGGUGGGGGUCGAAGCAGUUCAGUCAACAUUACAGUAAGCGAUGGGGAAAUCAUCUUGAAGACUCCAGCUUUUCCUGUAUCUGAGGGGGACAAAGUGGUCUUAAACUGUCAGCAUAGAACAGGCAACCUACAUAAGGCAACCCUGUUUAAGAACGGAACACCAGUCAACCCUUCAAUGUCCUCCUGGAUUAUUGCAGCGGUCGCAACAAAAGAUGAAGGCUUUUAUAAAUGUGUUUCCCAGGACAGAAAGAUCGAGAGCCCUGAGGGUUGGCUGUCAGUGACACAGAGAGAAGGUAACUUUACAUCAAAAGAUGGGACAGCAUCUUCCACAAAUGAUGCAUGGAAAUGGAUUGUUACAUCAUGCUGUGUUGUGCUUCUGUUCCUGAUUCCUCUAAUUUGGCUCAUUCAGCGCAACAGGUACCGGAUGUUUUGCACUCGGAGCUGCUGGCCACUUUCUAAAGAGAACAUCCCAGCAGUGCCGCCUCCUGCGACCAAACAGGAUGUAACCGAGGUGCAGUGGGACCUGUCCUGGAUGGAGAUGUCUAAUCUGCUGGAUAAGCAGCUAUAUCCUGGCACAUAGAGGGAGGUUAUGAACAACAGCUAGUUCAUUCAGUGUGAUAACCAGUCAUACUAUCCAGUCACACAAGUUAAUACCACAGAAGAAACGGUCUAGUUUGGAUGCAGUUUAUGACAGACAUAGGCAUGGAAAUAAUUUAGCUUGAAAGGAACUGGCACAUCUACAUCAAGGAUCAGAAGACACAAGUGGUUCUAUCUCAAGUGGAGCAUAGAACCACAUAACAUAGAUACAUACCUACAUACAUAAAGGUUUUAAAGUAAAUCUACACUACAAAAUGUGCACACAAAUAGAAAAAAAACUGAUAAAUCAAAAGUUAUUUUGUGCUUUUGGAAUAUUCCUUUCACUUUCUUUUUGUCAUUGGAAUGGACUAAACCUUUCUGAAGCUGUCUUAGGCACAGCGUCACUCCCCAACCUUUGCUGUAUUCAAACAAGCUCAAAACCUUGAAAACAAAUGUGAAGAAAAACCUUGAUCUGAGCAGACUUUAUUCUGUGAGCAGAUAUUUUCCACCUGACCUGACAUUUAAAACUUCAUAUUUCACUAGAAUCUUUAUUGCUUUUAUUUACCUAAUUUUUAGUUUAAGUCUAUAUUCGUAUCUCUCUUUCUUUAUCAUUCAUAAAUAUAUUGAUAUAUAAUUCAAGUAAAAAUAUGUGUAAUUUCAUAUACAGUACAGACCAAAGGUUUGGACACAC
Girardinichthys multiradiatus is the source of this 3098-nucleotide messenger RNA. RefSeq names its product cell adhesion molecule-related/down-regulated by oncogenes-like. Gene Ontology annotation, biological process: cell surface receptor signaling pathway. The record is from RefSeq and is a predicted model, not a curated record. The transcript is spliced from 9 exons. Lineage: Eukaryota; Metazoa; Chordata; Actinopteri; Cyprinodontiformes; Goodeidae. Bases 1170 to 2411 code for a protein of 413 amino acids. Gene Ontology annotation, molecular function: transmembrane signaling receptor activity.